Messenger RNA from Scatophagus argus, 2465 nucleotides. It is a transcript of the gene dolpp1, whose product is annotated as dolichyldiphosphatase 1. Gene Ontology annotation, biological process: lipid biosynthetic process; protein N-linked glycosylation. The record is from RefSeq and is a predicted model, not a curated record. Bases 423 to 1106 code for a protein of 227 amino acids. Gene Ontology annotation, cellular component: endoplasmic reticulum membrane; intracellular membrane-bounded organelle. Lineage: Eukaryota; Metazoa; Chordata; Actinopteri; Scatophagidae. Gene Ontology annotation, molecular function: dolichyldiphosphatase activity. The transcript has 8 exons.
AACUACUGAAGCUCUGCUAACGGGCGGUCGCUUUGUGUUUUUCGAAGACUGCGUGUGUUUGCUUGCUGCUGAAUGGACACGGCCAUUGGUGACACUGCCAAAUUAUGAGACUCUGUAAAAACCUCGAGCACAGCGGGGAAUGUAACACAGGCUGCAAAAUAGUGAGACAGUACCGCAUGCGCAGUUGGUGACAAUGUCCACAAUGAAGGCUAGCUAGCUUGUUAGCUGCUUUGAUAUCGGUUAUGAUAUGUUCUCCCGGGAUUUUGCGAAUAUGCCGUUUUCCUCACAGAAUUUUUCGACAAAAUUCACCCGUGCUGAAAAGCAAAAUAUGAUUAAAGACUGUGAUGGAAAUAAUUAGCUGUUUCCCCUCACAGGAUUGUAGCCGGGGCUAUGGCUAACGUAGUAGCUAGCUCCCUGGCCUGAUGCUGAUUAGUAUAACUAGCAUAAAGCAUAUUUCACCUAGGUGUGAUCUGGCGGGACAAGUGCUGGCCUACAUCAGUCUUCUACCCAUAGCAAUCCUUGUGGGUUUUGUUACACUCAUAGUGUUUAAACGGGAGCUGCACACGAUUUCCUUCUUCGGGGGGCUCAUCCUGAAUGAAGGGGUGAACUGGCUGCUGAAGCACAUUCUCAGAGAGCCGCGCCCAUGUGCAGGGAGUCAUGCAACCCUUCACACAGAGUAUGGGAUGCCCUCCAGUCAUUCCCAGCUCAUCUGGUUCUUUGUUGUUUACUUCUUUCUUUUCCUUUAUUUAAGAAUGCAUCAAACGAACAAUGCUCGAUGUGUGGACCUGCUGUGGAGACACAUACUGUCCAUCAUCCUGUUGGGCAUAGCCUUAUCAGUCUCAUACAGCAGGGUUUACCUGUUGUACCACACCUGGAGCCAGGUUUUCUAUGGCGGAGUGGCCGGUAGUACGAUUGGCAUAAUCUGGUUCUUUUUCACACAGGAGGUGCUGACACCAAUAUUCCCCAAAAUAGCAGCGUGGCCGAUAUCAGAGUACUUCCUGGUGCGCGACACAAGCCUGAUCCCCAACAUUUUAUGGUUUGAAUAUACAGUGACCAGAUCAGAGGCAAGAAACAGACAACGAAAGCUUGGAACAAAACUUCAGUGAUCUUCACGGUUCUUUUGUGAAACUGAGUUUAGGACCACACACACACACACCAUACAUACACACACUCGCAUAUACACACAAACAGUUGCUCACUCAACAAAAACACACUGGAGAACCAUCUUUUGGACUGACGUGGUUGCAAAGAGUAAAGGGCAAAAAACCGUUUACAGGUGGCGAAAGAGUGCCUGGACCUGACCCGGAGCCUACAGCCUGAGCAAGUCCGUCCACACGCCUCUCCUUGUACAGCUUGCCCAAAAUGCUCUUCAGUGCAUGCAAGACUGUGCAAGAGGCAUCCUAUUUAAUGAUAGAUUAAUAUAUAUAUUUUAACUAUAAACGCACGCUGACAGUAACAGUGUACUGUACGAGAUCCAAGGAGACUAAAAGGAGGCUUUGGUCACGUUUCAAACAAAUUGGUGGGCGUCAUUGCAGCAUGUAUUUAGUGAUUCCUUUUUUUUUUUCUUUUCUUUUUCUUUUUUUUAAUAUUCUGAUGGAUAGCCGGUGGGAACGGGUGGGUUGGGGGGUUGGUUAUGGUUAGGUUUUUCAUUGUUAUAUAAUAGAAAAUGAACAAUUUAUUAAAAAAAGGAAAAAAAAUGGUUAUGAUGUAAUAUAAAUGAAAAUUUGCACUUUGUGAAAUUUACAAGUUUAAAAAAAAAACUAACACUAGUUCAAUGUUAAGACCUUCCCCCUCUUUUCCCUCAUCAGUCUUUGCUUUGUAUCUAUGACUGUCAGUUCUAAUAUAUUAGACUCCAAAGCUGAUCUGGAAGCAGUGUAAAUCUAAUGUACCUUCUGUGCUAUUGAGCAUCGAGGUUGUGUUUUCAGUUCAUAUCCGUGUUUGAGGGUUAUGAGACUGAAUCACAGCAGCAGGUUUCAGUUAUUUUCGUUGUUGAGCACACUUUGGACUGAGGUGGUGUUUUCUUGAUGCCUCACACAGUAGCAGCCUGGGAACAGAAUUGUGGGUAUCAUUUUUUAAAAAAAAUUCAGUUUCCUCUUGUCUUGUUUUCUGCUGUGGCAGAGAACAGUUUCCUUUUUACCUGCAUUUCCAAGAUAACAUUCCAUAUCAGUGAGUGAGAAAACAUACACGAUGACUGCUGAGGGGAUAUGUUUUCUUUUUGUAUUAUUUUUGAAGAAAGAAAGGAGAAAAAAAAAGCCUCAGGUCAGUCAUAGCAUGUGAUUAUGCUUAAUUCCUCACAGCCCACGGCAGCUAAUGUUCAAACCUGUCAAGUGGGAAUCUGAAGCUGAUUUAAAACUGUCAUAUCAUUAGCUCCACAAAGGGAAGUAGUUCUCUUAGACUCUGAUUUUUUUUUUUUUUUUCAUGUGUAACCUAUAUCAGGCUGAAUAAAAAUGUGUUUAUGUACAAAA